This is a messenger RNA of Sinocyclocheilus grahami, 1903 nucleotides long. RefSeq names its product interleukin-4 receptor subunit alpha-like. The record is from RefSeq and is a predicted model, not a curated record. Gene Ontology annotation, cellular component: external side of plasma membrane; membrane. Gene Ontology annotation, molecular function: cytokine receptor activity; protein binding. Gene Ontology annotation, biological process: immunoglobulin mediated immune response; cytokine-mediated signaling pathway; production of molecular mediator involved in inflammatory response. NCBI's taxonomy places the organism in Eukaryota, Metazoa, Chordata, Actinopteri, Cypriniformes, Cyprinidae. The coding region runs from base 242 to 1651 and encodes 469 amino acids. The transcript has 11 exons.
AGUCAGUGGAACGGCGGAACUGCUGCGUGUUUUCCAGGAAAGUUCGAAACGCCCUUUUUCGCGAGUUCCAUUUUGCGAAUAGGGAAGCAUAUGCUCAUAUGAAUAUGAAGCAGGUUUAAACUACUUGCGGGGCUACUUGCUGUAUGUGGUUGUGACUGAAACCGUAUUUAACUGUGUUUAAUUUGCCUAUAGAGUGGUUAGUAAACUCGGUUUCUUAAAGGCAGUCUAAAGGACGUACAGGAUGUUUUCCCCAUUUCUUAUGUGUGAGAUCAUCCUCACACUCAUCUGUCUCGCACUGUGUUACGAGCCCACAAAGGAGGACUUGAAGUGUUUUAAUGACUAUGAGACAGAAAUGAAAUGCAGUCUCUCCUCUGACCGUCUCCAAAGCUGCUCUGGAUACAAGCUCAACAUCACACAUCCUGUAUUCAAUACGUUUGAAAAGUAUACAUGCAUCUUUGAGAGAAGUCAUCACAGUGACAAUUGUGAGUGCAAAAUUAAAGUGCAAGGGUUUGUUGCAACAGAGAUCUUCAGUACUACACUUCUGGAAGGAACAAAUGUUUUAUUAAGCAAAAUAUUCAUGACUUCAGACUUCAUCAAACCGAAAUCUCCAGUCUUAUCUGUGCAAAAGACUGAAAAUGGAAACUUUAAUGUAACUUGGGAUGACCAGUAUGACAAAAGUGGUUUGGCAGGAAGAAAUUUUUUUGAAUCCUUGAGAAUAAAUCUGACCUAUGGCAUCAAAGGAGGACAUGAAAAUAUAUCCAAGACAGUGCCGAACACAAUGGGAUCAUUUGAGAUUGUGGCCAAAAAUCUCCAGCCAAAUACCAACUACAUUCUGACAGCAACAAUGAGCUCUGACUAUAAUGAUCAUAGUAUAUCUAGUGACCAGAGCGCAACAGUUGAGUUCACCACCUCCUCAUCCCCAAAUAAAAUAGCCAAAAUUAUGAUUCCACUUCUCUGUGUUGGUUUAAUCAUCAUCAUUUGUAUUAUCUUCAUCUGCAUUUUGAGCAUGAAGACGAUUUGGUGGGACAAAAUCUCCAAGCCAAAAAUAGAUGCCAAUCUUGGAGAGGAGAAGGGUCAUAUUUUGCCUCCAUCUGUUACGAAGUUCUCUCCAAUCCAAGUAGAUUGGAUUCCAACACUGGGCCUUCAGGAGGAUAAGAAAUUGAUCUCAGCAUUAUAUGUAGAUACAAACAAUGAAAAAAGUUCCCACAGUGUUGAGUCAGUGCCUGUGGAUUAUGGCCAGGCUUGCCUGGAAGAGAACAUCAGCACCAUCAACAUCGCAUUACGUGUCGAGCAUGCCUUAAAUGAGGUGUUUAAAUCACGUCCAAUCUCAAACAACCCAUCACUGUCCCCCCCCAACAAUCAGGUUACUACGAGCAGGUCAUACAAGAGUGUUAACGGAAUCAGUUCCUCAAGAGAACACAACCGUGCAAACCGAGAUUCAGGAUAUCAGGCUUUUCAAGGCUUGACAAAGAGCACAGAAGGACAGUGGAGCACAAGCGUCAGUACUGAACAAGCACUUAAUGCGUGUAAAGCUUUGAAAUUCCCCCACAGCACCGGCCAAGAUCCCACAUCUGUGCAGCAAAGUUUGUGGGCCUCUUCUUUGCAUUUCUCACCCUUUAUUCAAAUAGACAAUUCAUAUCAAUGUGUUUAACUGGGCUGUAAAACAAAUAAGUACAUGCCUGAAAUCUUUCAUUAUUUUUUGCAUGCAAUGUCUACAGUUACAAGGAAUCAUUCUUUUCAAAAUAUGACCAGUAAUAAGAACUAUGUGAACUUUGUUCACUACUUAUUCAGGCUUAGAGCCAAUGCCUUGAAUUUAGGUUUUGCUAGCUACUUCUGCAAUAAGAUGUUGAAAAUGCCUUAAAGGGAUAUUCCACCCAUUAAAAUGAUCUCAUGCUGUCCCAGA